AUGGCUAAUACGAUAGAUCUUAAGAAAGAAUUAUAUGAUGUCCUCCAAGAUUCUUCUGAGAUUCUUUCAGAUAAUGCUAAAUUGCGGGAUAAAUACAAAAAACAAGAAAAAGAUUUUAACCAGGAGAGGAAUAAAUGGGAUCGGGAUAGAAAGAAGUGGAGUAAAAAACUAGAGGAG
Acaulospora morrowiae is the source of this 177-nucleotide messenger RNA. NCBI's taxonomy places the organism in Eukaryota, Fungi, Glomeromycota, Glomeromycetes, Diversisporales, Acaulosporaceae. The record is from the annotation of a GenBank genome assembly.